GACUAUUUUGAGAGGCCUCCUGGAGGCACUAAUUAAAGUACUUUUCCUUGGAGCAUGUGUUCAUGUUGAAGCCUGAAAGGAAACUAAAAAGCGUACCAACCCAGUUUCCGGGGGACUGAGAUUGCGACGGACAACCAGGAAGCGGCCGGGCUGGGAGCUGUCUCGGGUUCUCCGCUCUGGUCUCGAGGGCAGGUCCUAGGGUUCCUAUACCGUGUUCCCCAGCUCCGCGCUAUCCCUGCCCCGACCUAGGCUCCGGCCUGGCCUGUCGCUCCGGAGCCGCCAUGUCGUCCGACUUCGAAGGCUUCGAGCAGGACUUCGCGGUGCUCACUGCAGAGAUCACAAGCAAGAUUGCCAGGGUCCCCCGACUGCCCCCUGAUGAGAAGAAACAGAUGGUUGCAAAUGUGGAGAAACAGCUUGAAGAAGCAAAAGAACUGCUUGAGCAGAUGGAUUUGGAAGUCCGAGAGAUACCACCCCAAAGUCGAGGAAUGUACAGCAACAGAAUGAGAAGCUACAAGCAAGAAAUGGGAAAACUUGAAACAGAUUUUAAAAGGUCACGGAUCGCCUACAGUGACGAAGUGCGCAAUGAGCUCCUAGGGGAUGACGGGAAUUCCUCGGAGAGCCAGAGGGCACAUCUGCUCGAUAACACAGAGAGGCUGGAAAGGUCAUCUCGGAGACUAGAGGCUGGGUACCAAAUAGCAGUGGAAACCGAGCAAAUUGGCCAAGAGAUGUUGGAAAACCUCAGUCACGACAGAGAAAAGAUACAGAGAGCACGUGAAAGACUUCGGGAAACGGACGCUAACUUGGGGAAAAGCUCCAGGGUCCUGACGGGGAUGUUGCGAAGGUAAGAGCAAGGAUCAUCCAGAACCGCGUCCUGGUCGUCGUGCUGGCCGUCAUCCUGGUCAUCACCAUCCUGAUGGCGAUCACUUUCUCCUUCAGAAGACACUGAUGUAUCGGCGGGUCCUUGAUAAACAGCAACAGCGGCUCGUGCUGAGUAAUUAAGACAAAAUGGUCACAUGAAUCAUUCUUUUGCGCUGACAGGCCCCGAAUGACCCUCCCUCCCUCUCACCACUGUUCAGCCGGAGUGCAAAGAGUGUAAAAAUAUUUUUAUUCUUGUUUGCA
Messenger RNA from Myotis lucifugus (little brown bat), 1119 nucleotides. RefSeq names its product vesicle transport through interaction with t-SNAREs 1A (gene VTI1A). The record is from RefSeq and is a predicted model, not a curated record. Gene Ontology annotation, biological process: intracellular protein transport; retrograde transport, endosome to Golgi; Golgi to vacuole transport. Bases 282 to 845 code for a protein of 187 amino acids. The transcript has 8 exons. Gene Ontology annotation, molecular function: SNAP receptor activity; SNARE binding. Gene Ontology annotation, cellular component: SNARE complex; Golgi apparatus; late endosome membrane. Lineage: Eukaryota; Metazoa; Chordata; Mammalia; Chiroptera; Vespertilionidae.